Messenger RNA from Vombatus ursinus (common wombat), 2278 nucleotides. It is a transcript of the gene GLMN, whose product is annotated as glomulin, FKBP associated protein. The record is from RefSeq and is a predicted model, not a curated record. Gene Ontology annotation, cellular component: cytoplasm. NCBI's taxonomy places the organism in Eukaryota, Metazoa, Chordata, Mammalia, Diprotodontia, Vombatidae. The transcript has 20 exons. Bases 78 to 2108 code for a protein of 676 amino acids. Gene Ontology annotation, molecular function: ubiquitin-protein transferase inhibitor activity.
GGAGGCCCAGGCUGGCUGGAGAGUGUCGGGCAGUGGGUCUCUACAGUAAAACUGAAAGAAAAGUUGAAAACUCAGGAAUGGCUGUGGAAGAACUUCAAUCCAUAAUAAACAGAUGUCAAAUCCUAGAAGAGGAGGACUUCAAAGAAGAAGAUUUUGGUCUCUUUCAGUUAGCAGGCCAAAAGUGUUUAGAAGAAGGAUACAUUGCUCAGGUAUUAGACAUUUUAGAAAAUGAGAAGAACAAGGUUAUCAUCAGGAGUAUGGGUUGGAAUCUUGUUGGCCCGGUUGUUAGAUGCUUUUUAUGUCAUAAAGAGGAAGUUGAUAAAAGAGAAAAAUGUUUGAAAAUGCUUGGUUUGUUGGUAAAGCUCUGUCAUCCAAAGGAGCUGCUUUUGGGUUUGCUUGAACUGAUUGAGGAGGCCUCUGGAAAUCAGAUAUCUGAAAUCCUUCUUCUCUUACUUGACCCGCUACAGACAGUGAUUCAGAAACUUCACAGCAAGAAGGCCUAUUCAGUCGGAUUAACUCUGUCAACCCUGUGGAGCCAGCUCUCUGUUCUCCCCGUUCCUUACACAAAAGAACAGAUACAAAAAGAUGAGCAUGGUCUCGGGCAGUGCUGCAAGGCCUUGGUCACCUUUACUAGGCCUUUUGUGGAAGAAGUUGUUAAGAACAAAGGUCACUCCUUGGAAAACAGUCAGGAAGAGCUGAAGGCAGAACUGCUCAAAUUUUGUUUCAAAAGUUUGAAAUAUCCUUUGCUGACAGCACAGUUCAUUGAGGUGCUUGAAGAAAAUGAAGAAGACCCUUUAAAAUCUUUCGCGUCUGAAGUAGUAGGCUUUAUAUUAGCAAUUGGAGACUCUUUGCCAAAGGUGAUUUUUCAGCAUGGAAGAAAAGAAAAGUACUGGGAUAACCCUGACUUGGAAGAAGAGGAAGCUAGCCAACUGGCAGAGUCCAUGGCUUCGCUCGCUUAUCUCGUUUUUGUACAGCGUAUCAGUAUUGACCAGUUUCCACUGGUCUUGAGGAUUCCUUGGUUGAUUUCUUUUACUCCUAGUCUUAAGAUUUUCUCAUUGGUUGUGCGAUGCAGCCAGCUCACACCUACCCUGCACCACCCCAUUGCUCUCUGUGCAAUACUGAUCUUAAAUUCUUUGGAGUCAGUUGUCUUCUAUAUCUUGCUGCCGUAUAUCAACAUUGGGAGAACGUUAGUAUUGAAAGGAUGGACCUUCAUGGGGAGCUUAGGCCCAUUAUAUCUUCUGCAGUACAAUAUGGAACAUAUCAAAGUCCUCUUGAAAAGAGCAGAAGAAUCUGUGUCCUCAAAAGGAUUGGAUCUGCUGGAGAGCAGCUUGUUACGGAUGGAAGAUGGCAGCCUGCUCCACCAUUACUUAGAGAUCAGGAGUUUCCUCACCGUGCCUCAGAAGCUGGUGAAAGUAAUGACCUUCUGCCCCAUUGAGACUUUGAGGAAAAAAGGUUUAAAAGUGCUGCAGCUGUAUAUAGACAAGCUGGAUUCACAAGGCAAAAAUAUAUUAUUUAGGUGUUUGUUGAAGACAAGUAACCAUGCAGGUGUGGAAGGCUAUGUCAUUCAAAAUAUUAAAAAUCAAGUGGAUGCCUCAUUAAAGAGAACAGAGGACAGGAAGUGGUUUACAGGACCCCAGCUGAUCUCACUUCUUGACUUGGUGCUCACGCUUCCUGAAGGAGCAGAGACAGACCUGCUCCAGAAUUCCGAUAGGAUUAUGGCUUCAUUAAAUUUACUGAGGUAUCUGGUUAUCAAGGACAAUGAAAGUGACAAUCACACUGGAUUAUGGACAGAACGGAAGAAUAUUGAGACAAAUUUCUUAAAACCACUACACACAGGACUUAAUAUGUCCAAGGCACAUUAUGAAGCAGAAAUUAAGAGCAAAAAAGAAAGCAGACAAGAAUCUCAUAAUCCUAAAAAUCCUUGCCCAGUAACAGUUGGUGGAGAGAAAAUUCCUGAUGUUCCUAACAUGACUCCUGAGAUGCAACUUCAGGUUCUUCAUUCAGCUCUUUUCACCUUUGAUUUGAUAGAAAGUGUUCUGGCCCGAGUAGAAGAACUCUUUGAACUGAAAACAAAACCUACAUCUGAAGAAACGGCUCGGCUGAAAUGAGGCCUCCCUGCCUGAAGAGCUGGAGCAGCUGUAGAAGCAUUGAAACCUGUUUCGUUCAUUCUAUGUGAAGCCCUUUUGACUUUAACGUCUUUUUUUUUUUUUAAGAAGUUAUUUCAGUCACUAGGCUCUUGCUGCUAGAAAAUAAAUGCUGCUAUUCUCCUUUUCCUUAA